AUGCGGUGGUGCCUUGCGUUGCUAGUCUGCUGCUUCUUGGCUGCGGUAAAUGCGCUGAGUAGCUCCGGCAGCCGUUUGCUGGCGGUUCUCGAAGACACAGACCAGAAAGACCUAUACUCUACACUGUGGGCUGAUCUUGAAGCCCGCGGAUACGAUGUUUCGAUUGAGUCCCCCAAAAGUGACGAGCUUGCUCUGUUCAAGCACGGCGAAAGAGCUUACGACCACCUCCUGAUCCUUCCCCCCAAGUCCAAAGGUCUUGGUCCCUCUUUGACUCCUAAGCACAUCGUCGAUUUCAUGAACAAGGAUGGCAACAUUCUCCUCGCCCUCUCCGGAAAAGCGUCCACAUCCAGUGCCGUCAGCUCCCUUCUCCUCGAGCUCGACAUUCACCUCGCCAAUGACCGCUCCGCUGUCGUCGUCGACCACUUCAACUACGAUACCCUCUCGGCCGCUGAGAAGCACGACGUCCUAGUCCUCCAGCGCCCUGGACCCCUCCGUCCUGAUGUGAAGGCAUUCUUCGACGGCGAAGGUGUUCUCGCCCUCCCCCGUGUCGCUCCCCAGACUCUGGGUGGUGAGAGCGCUCUCCUCGCCCCGAUUCUUUCGGCCCCCGCUACCGCCUACAGCUAUAACCCCAAGGAGGGCAUGCCCGCACCAGAGGACAUCUUGGCCACCGGAUCGCAGCUGAACAUCGUGUCUGCUAUGCAAGCACGCAACUCAGCCCGCUUCACCGUUCUCGGCUCUGUGGAAUCCCUCGAGGAUAAGUGGUUCUCGGCCUCUGUCAAGACCCCCAGCGGCACCGAGUCCCCCACCGUGAACCGCGAGUUCGCCAAGCAAUUGACUGCUUGGGCUUUCAAGGAAACUGGUGUUUUGAAGGUUGACAAGGUCGAGCACCGCUUGGCUACCGAGGGCGCAGAGCUCAACCCCUCCAUCUACCGAAUUCAGAACGAGACCGUCUACAACAUCGAGGUCUCAGAAUAUGUCUACGACAAGUGGGUGCCAUUCGAGGUUCCCGGCAAUGACGAGCUCCAACUCGAGUUCACUAUGCUCUCGCCCUUCCACCGUCUGGCCCUGAAGCCUGUCGGCCGCACUGAUACCAGCACCAUCUUCGGUGCUCAGUUUGUGACUCCCGAUCAGCACGGUAUCUUCUCUUUCCGUGUUAACUAUAAGCGACCUUUCUUCACCGCUAUCGAGGAGAAGCACGAGGUCACCGUCCGCCACUUCGCCCACGACGAAUAUCCUCGUAGUUGGGUUAUCACUGGCGGUUGGGUCUGGAUUGCUGGUCUUUGGUCGGUGAUUGGAGGAUUCUUGGCGUUUGUGGUUGUCUGGCUUUACUCUGCGCCUGUCACAGACAAGCUUAAGAAGACUCAGUAG
This is a messenger RNA of Penicillium brevicompactum, 1368 nucleotides long. RefSeq names its product dolichyl-diphosphooligosaccharide-protein glycotransferase. Lineage: Eukaryota; Fungi; Ascomycota; Eurotiomycetes; Eurotiales; Aspergillaceae. Gene Ontology annotation, cellular component: endoplasmic reticulum membrane; oligosaccharyltransferase complex. Bases 1 to 1368 code for a protein of 455 amino acids. The transcript is spliced from 4 exons. The record is from RefSeq and is a predicted model, not a curated record.